Oncorhynchus masou masou (cherry salmon) is the source of this 1622-nucleotide messenger RNA. Its product is annotated as ras-related protein M-Ras-like. The coding region runs from base 575 to 1084 and encodes 169 amino acids. Gene Ontology annotation, biological process: Ras protein signal transduction. Gene Ontology annotation, cellular component: plasma membrane. The record is from RefSeq and is a predicted model, not a curated record. Lineage: Eukaryota; Metazoa; Chordata; Actinopteri; Salmoniformes; Salmonidae. Gene Ontology annotation, molecular function: GTP binding; GDP binding; GTPase activity. The transcript has 4 exons.
GUAACUGUUCCAUUUUUGUGGCAGAUGCUGGCUUUUCCAGCAGCUGUGAUAUGAAAUUGAUUGGAUAUAAAUGUACAGAUCUGAAUGAAGUCAACAUGAGAAGGCAAGAAAUGUGACUUCAUGCAGGCGACUUUACAGUAAAUAUAUUGGGUUUUUGUUGUUCUCUGAACACUUUGGGGACAAAUCCCCCCCCCCCUCCAUGUGGGCCAAAUUUGGCCCAUAGGCCGCCAGUUGGGGAACCCUGCCCUAGAGAAUAUGAUACCCCUUGGAACCCAGAGAAGUACCCCUGAGAAUAGGGUCUCCCCCAGCCCCCAGGUUUGACUGAGAAUUGUUUGAGUUGGUCGGCCCUUGGCCCAUUCUCUGGCUACAACAUUGUUCUGGAGGCCCUGUAAGUUCCACGGGCAUCUGGGUCCCUUUCCUGCUUUGGCCAGGGACACAGGCUACAGUAUCCACUGAGAAAGGAAAACAUCUACGUCCCGCCAUUGUUGACUGCAGGAAGGAAGAACUCUCUGUGUGACCUCAUCCUGUUAGGCCAGUGCCAUUGUAUGGAGCUGCAGGCUGGGUUUGCUUGCUCAUGGCGUGUGUGAGUGGGUAUAGCAUGGCUGUCACUAUGGUAACGAGCGAUGUUCCCAGCGACAAUCUCCCCACGUAUAAGCUGGUAGUGGUGGGGGAUGGGGGAGUGGGGAAGAGUGCUCUCACCAUUCAGUUCUUUCAGAAGAUCUUUGUCCCUGAUUACGACCCCACCAUCGAGGACUCCUACCUCAAACACACUGAGAUUGAUGCCCAGUGGGCCAUAUUGGACGUUCUGGAUACAGCAGGCCAAGAGGAGUUCAGUGCUAUGAGGGAACAGUACAUGAGGACUGGGGACGGGUUCCUCAUCGUGUUCUCUGUCACAGACAAGGCCAGCUUUGAACAUCUGGACCGCUUCCAUCAACUCAUCCUCAGGGUGAAGGACCGGUGGGAUUUACUACUUAACUUCCCACUGGUGGCCGUGGCCAGGACAACAGGAGGAGGGGAGAGGAUGUGUCUGUUUGUGUUGGAAUCAGUGGGCCUGUCAGACAACAGAGAGAAGAAGGGAAAGUGAGGAAAGAUAUACAGAGAGAGAAAGAGAGAUUCCAAAUGCAUAGCAGCUGGCAAAGGGACUCCAGACAUUGUGUCAAAGCCUGGGAGGCAGCCAAUGUGCAGCCCCAUAGCUUAUACAGGGAGAAUGUCUUUAUAAUCUCUGAACAAGACUGUUAUAUAACUGCAUUGUAAGCUUAUUGAACGCACCAAAUGUCUUAUUUGAAUGUACAUUUAUGAACCUUGACAAUUUUGACUUAUCAGUGCUCACUGGAUGUAGUUGUGUACUUCUCAAUACACUUUAAACACACAAUUGUGGUGUGUGUGUGUUUGUGUGUGCAUGAGUGCCCUGGAUAUGUUGUGGCCUAGACGAUGAAAUCUAAUUUUCACAUUGGAAUAUUAUUUUGCUCUGCUACUAUUUCACUAUUUAUUUUAUAUAAGUAAUUCAUAGCUGUGUUAUCAUUAGUACAAGGCUACUCCAGAGAGCACAAAGCACAGAGCUUAACUAAGAAAUUGAAGGAACAAAACAUAUGUAAGCAAAGUAAUAAAUGUGUGUUAAUACA